AUGAUUACGCCUCGUUUUCGCUUGGAACAAUCGGAAAACACGUGCACGAUCAAAAUCCGCGCGCCCUACACGCACCUGCGAGAUUUGGACGCGACAGUCGAAGAAAAUGCCUUUUUGUUCGUGUGCAGGCCGUAUUAUUUGAGGUUAACUCUCCCGGGCGACCUGAUCGAGAACGAAAACGCGCACAGCUCGUUUGAUUCCGAUACCGGCGAGUUUACGUUCACCUACGAAAAGGCGAAACCAGGGGAAGAAUUUAAGAACCUGGAUUUUAUAACGACAUUGUUGACGCCUAAAAUCGAGGUGACGGAAGCCGAAGGCAGCAGAAAAAUCGAAAUAUUGACCGCGGAAGAUCAACCGGAAUUCGUUAACCUGGAAAGUAAAGAUUUAACACAUGGUUUUGGUUUUUCCAUGUUGGGGCACCACAACUUUGGAGCGAUCAGUGCUGAAUUCAGUGAAGUGUUCGAAAUCGAUCCUCGAGAAGUCAACUUGGAGGAGCGUAGGAAACUGAGGCUGCAAUACGAGCAGGGCAAAUUCGAUUCCUGCCAUUAUCUAGCCGAUUUACACGACGAUGAAGAAAUACGCGAACUGAUCAAUUUAAGUGCACCCUGGGAUAAAUUAACCCCUGAAAACGUUGUCUUCAGCGAAAAAGAGCUGGACUUCCUUAAAGAGUUAAGCAACCUAGACUACAACCUGACUGAGUUGCAAAAAAAGUACUGUUACAAUGGCCUGCUGGAUAUUUUAUUUGCUUAUUGUUAUGACAGAAGGUCAACGUACUUUGAAGGAACAAGUGAAUCAAGUUGGACGAUAACGAAGUUGGCCGCGACGUUUUCAUGGCUGGAUGGAUUUACAGAACCCCAACAAGCUUUAAUAUGCGCCUUCAGAAGAUGUUUGAUUUACCCCCUGUACAGAAACUUUGAAUUCAAUCAAGUUAUUUUAAAAGAUUUAAAGAAUAUUGUGCAGUUGGGAUGCAAGAAUAUAAUUAAGUGUUUUAUUGAUAUUUACUACACUCUUUUAACCGGUGAAAUGGGCACCUAUGUUUUAAACAACUUGUUCAUCAAAGAUUACAUUACAUACAUUAUGAAGUGGGAUAAUUCCGAAUGGGACAAUAUUGUGGAAAAAGUGAAGGAAUUGGAAAUAAAAAAGGAAGAUUUAGGAUUAAACUUGGGUGAAAUUGAGAGGGGAUAUUCUCUUGGCAAGCACCUCGAAAAAUUGACAAUUGAAAAAAGUGACAGUGAUGACAGUUCAGUGGAUUCUGAAAGUGACAGUGACAGUACUUAUAGUGAUGACGACACUGAUUCCGAAGAUAGUAGUACGAAAUAG
This is a messenger RNA of Brassicogethes aeneus, 1320 nucleotides long. Lineage: Eukaryota; Metazoa; Arthropoda; Insecta; Coleoptera; Nitidulidae. The record is from the annotation of a GenBank genome assembly.